Messenger RNA from Pristis pectinata (smalltooth sawfish), 993 nucleotides. RefSeq names its product mitochondrial ribosomal protein L12 (gene mrpl12). Bases 86 to 652 code for a protein of 188 amino acids. Gene Ontology annotation, molecular function: structural constituent of ribosome. The record is from RefSeq and is a predicted model, not a curated record. Gene Ontology annotation, cellular component: mitochondrial large ribosomal subunit; ribosome. Gene Ontology annotation, biological process: mitochondrial transcription; translation. The transcript is spliced from 5 exons. NCBI's taxonomy places the organism in Eukaryota, Metazoa, Chordata, Chondrichthyes, Rhinopristiformes, Pristidae.
GUUUUGUUGAAGCCAGGCGGCGCGCUGCCUGCCGGGUAGGAGAGGCGCUGGAGGUCACGGGACCACGUGCCGCCGCCGCCGGGAGAUGUUGGCGGCGCUGGGGAGAGCGGCCGGGCCCGGCCGGGGCCUCGUCAGGAGAGAGUUGCAAACCUUCUGUGCCCGGCGAGCGCUGAGAACCAGUGCUCGCAAGCAUGAUGACACCCUGGCAACGCCGCCCCUCGACAACGCUCCCAGGGAUUACUCGCCAAAGAUAAAGCAGCUGGUGCAGGAAAUAGCGAGUCUGACACUUCUCGAAAUCUCUGAUCUCAAUGAAUUGCUAAAGAAAACACUCAAAAUUCAGGAUGUUGGGAUGAUGCCAAUGGCUGGAAUGAUGGCAGCUGCUCCACCUGCCUCUCAGGAGAUUGAGGAUGAAGCCGUCCCGGCCAAGAAGGAGAAAACCCAAUUUACGGUGAAGCUGGUGGAAUUCAAGGCGGCCGACAAAGUGAAACUCAUUAAAGAAGUGAAGAACUGUAUUUCUGGGCUGAACCUUGUGCAGGCCAAGAAGCUGGUGGAGUCCCUGCCUCAGGAGAUGAAGGCCAACGUCUCGAAGGAAGAGGCGGAGAAGUUAAAAGCUGCCCUCGAGGCAGCAGGAGGAACUGUGCAGAUAGAAUAAAUUCCUGACUCCUGCCGUUGCCUGGCCUGGAAGAUACAAUGGAAACCAAUUAAAAGGCCUCGGGGGCCGAUUGGUAUCAGAGCUGCUAUACUGCAUCCUGGGACUUUUAAGUAUUCAGUGGGGAGUGUAGUUUGACCAAGGUAUUGUUUGUAUGUAUGUCUACAUAUCCUGGCUUUAUACCACUUCUAAAGUGCUGGAGGGUGCAGAUAGGAAAGAUGGAGAUACUGUAAAUGUCUGUCAUGUACAGCAACCCACACUGGGUGCAACCCUCGAGCUCUGUCUAUUGUGCUUGUCAUUUCCAUCCACAUUAAAUGAGGAAAAGAGGGAACAUUUAUAAGAUA